Microstroma glucosiphilum is the source of this 804-nucleotide messenger RNA. Its product is annotated as zf-DHHC-domain-containing protein. Gene Ontology annotation, biological process: protein targeting to membrane; peptidyl-L-cysteine S-palmitoylation. The transcript has 2 exons. Gene Ontology annotation, cellular component: Golgi apparatus; endoplasmic reticulum. Lineage: Eukaryota; Fungi; Basidiomycota; Exobasidiomycetes; Microstromatales; Microstromataceae. The annotation marks the transcript as partial. Gene Ontology annotation, molecular function: protein-cysteine S-palmitoyltransferase activity. The record is from RefSeq and is a predicted model, not a curated record.
CGCAAUUACGCGGUGCACAGAGGCGCGAAUCGCUUCUUGAUCGCCGGUCUACUCGUCACUGCAGAUUCGAAUCCCUGGUACUUCAUUAGCAGCAUCGCCCUCGUCUUGGUGCUAGGAGGACUCUGGCUAGGCUUUGAGGCUUCCUUCUAUUGGCAUAGCGUCUCUCCGGCUGUCGUUAUCAUCUUUGCAUACCUGUGGCUCUCGGUACUGGUGAACAUGUUAGUCGCUGCUUGCAAAGACCCAGGCAUUCUUCCACGGGAUCUUGACCGCAAUCCACCGAUGACGACUGGCGAUGGAGAUUCUGGCUCCAUCCGAGCUGCCUACGACCCUGAUGAUCCUCUGAAUACCCCUAUGCCCCGAGUGAUCCGCAUUAGGAACGGCCAAGACCUGACCGUCAAGUGGUGCGAGACCUGCAGGACCUAUCGCCCACCCCGAAGCAGUCAUUGUCGUAUUUGCGACAACUGCGUGGACCUUAUUGACCACCAUUGCAUCUACCUCAAUACCUGCAUUGCCCGGCGCAACUACAUCCCCUUCUGGGCGUUCCUCUCUUACUCCAUCCUCACCUCUUUUGUGAUCUUGGUGACAUGCGCUGUACACCUUCACCUACUCACGCUGCCGAGCUCGGAUCGUCUACCUGUCAAUGGCUCCUUUGGUGGAGGGAGAAACUUCAAGGGAGCGCUACAAGACAGCCCAGUCAGCGCUAUGCUCUUUUUGCUCCUUAUUGGGGCAGUCAUACCCGUCUGUAUGCUAUUCAGAUAUCAUCUACGCCUCGUCGCCCUGGGUAGAACGACAGCAGAAGAGGUG